AUGGCAAAUUCCUCUGCUCAAAAUGUUCAAAUUGCUGCGGAUCUUUCUUCUCAGCCAAUCGUCGACUCAGUUCUCGAAGAGUUUCGAAAAGAAUGGAAGACAGAGCUUAAAUCGAGGAAACUUCAACAGCAAGAAAGCUCAGCUGUAUCUGUUCCCGUGGUUUCCAGUGCUGGAGGUUCAAAAACGUAUACACAGCCUUUGGAACAUUUAGAAGAAACAAAAGAUAGAGAUGUUCAGUGGAUUAAAGGCAAAUCAACGGAAAAUCAAAAUGCGCUGGAUAUAUAUAUCCAAGCAAUAGUGUUGGAGCGUGAAGGAAACCUGGGAGAAGCCCUUAUAAAAUAUCGUCAGGCUUUUAAGCUUGACCGUCACAUUGAUUAUACUUACAAGAAACAUUAUAAUGAUGCAAUGCGAGAAGCGACCUCUGACAAAGGUUCAACAUCCUCCGAAUCCGCCAAACAUUUCGAACAAGAAACGAUAAUGGCACGAGAUUCAUCUUCAAGCAAGGAUACGUUGAAAGAAAUUCUUACUAGUUCUACAAUAAACGAUCCAGCAUAUGAUCUGGUCGAGUCAUUACGAGAUCAAAUACUCGAUUAUGAACCAUUGGAUCCCAACAAAAACAUUCCGAUUGCGAAACUGCCCAAUGAAUUGGUUUUGUGUAUUCUCAAACAGCUGCUUUUAUUAAAUGUUGCAUCUAUCGGGACAUUUUCGUUAGUAUGUAAAAAAUUUUUAUUAUUAUCGCGCGAAAAUUCUAUUUGGCGGUUUGCAUGUCUGCGCGCGUUCCGUAUGGAUCUCAGAGAUGCGAUCUAUAUUUUACAACGAGAUGUAAUGAAAAAGUAUGGCAAUGAUUGGCGUAGAAUGUUCAUUGAAAGACCGCGAAUAAGGUAUGACGGAGUAUAUAUAGCGACUUGCUAUUAUCUAAGACCUGGUUCUGCUGAGAAUGUUUGGAAUCAGCCAAUUCAUCUAGUAUCCUAUUAUCGAUUUCUACGAUUUCUCCCGGAUGGCACUUGCAUUAAACUGCAGAGCUUUCACGAACCGAAAACAAUAGUAAGAAAUUUUGGAACCGGUUAUAAUUCCAAGGAUCUUUUGAUUGGUCGUUGGGAAUUUGAUGAAACUAAUAAUCAAGUAAACAUCAUAUUGCAAGAGACGAGCAUUAUGAAACAUACACGAUUUAUAACGUUGGCUCUAAAGUCGACUUCACGUGGAAAAAAUAAUAAACUUAAUUGGAUCGAGUAUUAUGGUAUUAAUAAUAUUACCGGCGAGAAGGGGAUUUUCAAUUUAAAGAAUGAUAAAAAUUUUGUAUUUAGUAGG
This is a messenger RNA of Ambispora leptoticha, 1308 nucleotides long. Lineage: Eukaryota; Fungi; Glomeromycota; Glomeromycetes; Archaeosporales; Ambisporaceae. The record is from the annotation of a GenBank genome assembly.